AUGGAGGAUUCGACAUUCCCACCUCGCUUUGGCUUCAGCGUAACUACAGUUGCAGUACAAGGGAAGUUGGCUGAACUAAUCGUUAAAGAGGUGAAUCCCAGGCUGCAGAAGCUUAAGCAGAAACUGCUAGCGAGAGGACUCACCGAAUACGACAUUGAGUGGACCGUGCAGAACCAAAUUCUCCGAGUGGGGAUCAAAACGAAAGGCGCGAAUAACGUCAUUGCUCCAGUGAAGCCAAUAGACAAAAUGGUGUGCAUUGACGUGAACGUGGCCAGAUUGGCGCCAAAGGCGAAACGAUGCGUGUUGUCAUCAAAUAUUGAUGUGACGUGUUUGAACCCUCUGGCCAAAUGUGAAGGACUGUCGUGUUCUUUCUGUACAGACAUCGAUAUCAAUCCAGUUCAUCCGAACGCACACACAGGCAACUUUCCACAACUGCACCAACGCAUUUUAGAUGGUUGA
Messenger RNA from Ostertagia ostertagi, 459 nucleotides. The record is from the annotation of a GenBank genome assembly. Lineage: Eukaryota; Metazoa; Nematoda; Chromadorea; Rhabditida; Trichostrongylidae.